AUGACGUCCUGUAUAGCCACAGCUGAGGGAAUCUGGAGUCCCGUACUCUUACGUGAAGUGUGGGAAUUUCUGGUCUUGUCUCAUGGUCCUUCACAGUGCCUUCUGCCCUCAAGGAAGGACACGGACUCCGUCUUUAGGGCAUCCUCCCAAGCUCCUCCAGCAAAAGCACCUCUCCUGACUAUUGUACUGGAAGGUGAAAUGGGACAGGAUAAAUCUGCCAGUAUAGCAGUUUUCGAAAUAAAAAUAACUCCUGGAUACUGUAUUGAAUGUGACUUUGAAGAAAAUCAUCUUUGUGGCUUUGUGAACCGCUGGAACCCCAACGUCAACUGGUUUGUUGGUGGAGGGAAUAUUCGCAAUUCUCAGUCUAUCCUGCCCAAAGACCACACACUUAACAGUGAACUGGGUCACUACAUGUAUGUGGACUCUGUUUAUGUCAAACAUUUCCAGGAAGUGGCCCAGCUAAUCUCACCAAAGACCACUGCCCCAAUGUCUGGCUGCUUAUCUUUUUAUUAUCAACUUAAGCAGGAGAGUAGCAUUGUAUUUACCGUUUACUUGAGAGACACAAGUGGCUUUUAUGAAGAGAUCUGGAAGACAGACAGUGCACUGAGCAUGGACUGGGCACUAGCAGAAGUUGACUUCAAUGCGCCGUACCCCAUGGAGGUAAUAUUUGAAGUUGCUUUCAAUAGUGCCAAGGGAGGUUACGUUGCCCUUGAUGACAUUUCUUUCUCUCCAGUUUACUGCAGCAAUCAGACAGGAACUCCUUUCAAUCCUGCUGAGGCAGGCUGCAAUUUUGAGGAAGAUCUGUGUAAUUUCUACCAGGAUCCCAAAGACGGCCCAGGAUGGAGCAGAGUGAAGGUGAAGCGUAAUGUGUACAGAGCAGGAGAUCACACUACCGGAUUCGGUUAUUACUUGUUGGCAAACACAAAGUUUACAUCACAGCCUGGGUACAUUGGACGUCUGUAUGGCCCGACCCUGCCAGGAAACUUGCAGUUUUGUCUGCGUUUUUAUUAUGCCUUAUAUGGGUUUUUCAAAAUGAGUGGUACUCUUGCUGUUUAUAUCUUUGAGGAGAAUCAUGUUGUUCAAGAGAAAAUCUGGUCCGUCUUGGACUCUCCAAAGGGAGUUUGGACUCAAGCGGAAAUCUCUUUCAAAAAGCCUAUGCCUUGCAAGGUUGUCUUUGUCAGCUGGUGUAAAAGCUUCUGGGACUGUGGACUUGUGGCACUGGAUGAUGUAUCACUGAGCCUGGGAAGCUGCCAGGCUGCUGAUCUAUUGCUGCCCAAUCCUGGAGAGUGUACUUUUGAAAAAGAUGAGUGUGUGUUUACCCAGAAGAAGAGAGGUCGUGGGAGUUGGCACAGGAGGAGGGGUCCAACUCCCACGUCUUACACCGGACCAAAAGGAGACCACACUACUGGGGUAGGAUACUACAUGUAUAUAGAGGCAUCCAACAUGGUCUAUGGACAGAGAGCAUACCUAGUUUCAAGGUCACUAAGAGGAACUUCUGGAAAACAGUGUCUGACAUUUUUCUAUCACAUGUAUGGAGCUGGCACUGGAUUACUAAGUGUUUAUCUUAAAAAGGAAGGUGAUGAUGAAGAGAUCCCUUUGUGGAGGAGGACAGGGGAACAAAGCAUCUCAUGGCUAAGGGGACUGAUAGAAUAUGAAAGUGAUAGAAACUACCAGAUUAUUUUUGAGGCGAUCCGCGGUGUGUCAGUAAGAAGUGACACUGCUAUUGAUGAUAUUCUGUUCCAGGCAGGACCCUGUUUAGAAGUGGAAGAAAUUCAAUUCUCAUCAGGCUAUCCUGACAACUUAAAUGAAAUUGAGUAUUAAAUAUAGUCUGCUGAAAGGAAUGAAGUGCGUAGAAGAUGUGUAUGUGAGAAACUGCACAAACUGCCUAUUUUAAAGUACAUUUUAAGUAAAUACUGGACUGGUUUGAAUAUGCACCCAUGUAUAGGAAGAACUCAGAGCACUCAUGUUCCUCGCCUUUGCAAUGAAAUUACUGACUCAGGGCUUCUUAGACUGUUUUUUUAUAUAUUUCUCUUUUGCAUGAGGUAUCAGUUACUAUAUAAAGGCUUCCCAUUUUGCACAGAUCAUUAAUUUUAAUGCUGUUUUUUUUAACCUUUCUGGUAUAUAGGUAAAAAGAGGAAAGUAUAAGUGCACAAUUAAAAUCCACUAUUGUGUUAUCUUAAAUCUGCAUUCAGUGAAUGUUUUGUGUUGGGUACAGAAUGGAUUUUUGUUAAGGAAAUUAUAAAUAUUUUGAAAUAAUAAAGAAAAUAGUAUUAGCUACUAGUAA
Messenger RNA from Phaethon lepturus (White-tailed tropicbird), 2284 nucleotides. RefSeq names its product MAM domain containing 2 (gene MAMDC2). The transcript is spliced from 12 exons. The record is from RefSeq and is a predicted model, not a curated record. NCBI's taxonomy places the organism in Eukaryota, Metazoa, Chordata, Aves, Phaethontiformes, Phaethontidae. The coding region runs from base 1 to 1821 and encodes 606 amino acids. Gene Ontology annotation, cellular component: membrane.